Messenger RNA from Ictalurus punctatus (channel catfish), 2201 nucleotides. Its product is annotated as charged multivesicular body protein 4b. NCBI's taxonomy places the organism in Eukaryota, Metazoa, Chordata, Actinopteri, Siluriformes, Ictaluridae. Gene Ontology annotation, cellular component: multivesicular body; cytoplasmic side of plasma membrane; ESCRT III complex. Gene Ontology annotation, biological process: vesicle budding from membrane; late endosome to vacuole transport via multivesicular body sorting pathway. The record is from RefSeq and is a predicted model, not a curated record. Bases 177 to 845 code for a protein of 222 amino acids. The transcript has 5 exons.
UACGUGACGGUUCUGUCGUCACAGGGCCUGGUUAGUGAAGAGUUAGGAGAGAAAACACCAUCACAUCUAAUUCUGGUUGUUUAAACGUCGCAGCGUUUGUUUUAUACACUGGGAUACAAACUAGAAGAUCUUGUGAUCCUACACAGAAGUUUCACACGCUGUCGUUAAGAGCCAGGAUGUCUUUGUUUGUGAAAUUAUUCGGUAGCAGUGGGAAAGGUGGUAAAGCUUACAGUCCUCAAGAGGCUAUCCAGCGACUUCGAGAUACAGAGGAGAUGCUGACGAAGAAGCAAGAAUUUCUGGAGAAAAAGAUGGAACAGGAACUCCUCACGGCCAAGCGAAACGGUACAAAGAACAAAAGAGCCGCACUACAAGCUUUGAAGCGCAAGAAGCGAUAUGAGAAGCAGUUGGCUCAGAUUGAUGGAACGUUGUCCACCAUUGAGUUCCAGAGGGAGGCGCUGGAGAAUGCUAACACUAACACUGAGGUCAUCAAGAACAUGGGUUUUGCUGCUAAGGCCAUGAAAGCUGCUCAUGAUAACAUGGACAUAGACAAAGUUGAUGAACUCAUGCAGGAUAUGACAGAGCAGCAGGAGUUGGCACAAGAAAUCUCAGAUGCAAUUUCAAAGCCUGUUGGGUUUGGCGAGGAAUUUGAUGAGGACGAGUUGUUGGCUGAAUUGGAGGAGUUGGAGCAGAAGGAGCUAGAUAAGAACCUGCUGGAGAUCGGAGGCCCAGAGAAUAUACUGCUGCCAAAUGUGCCCUCCACAUCCCUACCUUCUAGACCAGCAAAGAAAAAAGAAGAGGAGGAAGAGGAUGAUAUGAAGGACCUGGAGGCUUGGGCAGCCAAUUAAUACAUGCUGAUGGUUACAAAAACACCCCCCCCCUUCCCCCCACAUGUAUACAGUUGCAACUGGUCAAACCAGCUAGAGUUGAUGGGUUGUUUUUUGUUUUUUUUUAAGCUGUUUGAACUGAUGAGUAUGAAUGAGAAAAGUAAAAAAAUGCAACUAUUGAAACAAAUGCUACUACUCUAUACAUCCUGUCACACUUCUUAGAAUUUCCGCAUAAGCAUGGUCAAGUCAUCAAGCAUGAUGAAUAUUAAGCUGCAUAUAUCUCAGUGCUCUUCCUCAUCGGUGGACAUAGAGUAAAAAGUGUUUUCUGGACGAUCCAGUAUUAAGUGAAGUAUUUAUCCACAUCUCAUUCUCAAACAAAAGGAAAGAACCCUGUACUCAUUAUGUAUAUUAUUUCAGAUGGGAAAGUAUUAUACAUGUAUGUACACAUACAAAGGAUUAUACAUGUAUGUCCACAAAAAAUUGACACUCAGUUUACAGGUUUACAAUUUAUUCGUUUCUUCUUCCGCAACUGUUUACACAAGGUUAUCCAAACACUAAUUUCUUUAUGAAAAUUGCUUCAUUGAAAAUAGGACUUCUUUGUCCCUUACUGUAUUGAGCAUAUAAGCACUUGAGUGAAAUAGUCAUAACCAUGACCAAAGCUCAUCAAGCGUAUUUGUGUGUUGGUUUUGAAAAAUCUCUUGAAGUGCCCUCUUUGUAAAGAACUUUUGAAACAUGCAUUGUGAAUUACAUUUUUUUUUCUAAUAUGCUUGUAUAAGCAUGUAACUGAGUGACUCUGAUAUCUAAUGCUACUAGUGAUUUCAUGAUUUACUUUACGAGAAAGUUCUAGACUCCCAAGGAAUGAUGAAUGUGUGUCUGCUUUUUAAGUACGAAUGUGUUUUGCAAAAGGGGUUUGAGAUACCGAUUCAUUUAAUAUUCUUUUCUUUUUAUUGGUUAUGCCUCUGGGUUCAUCCUGUUUCAUUGGUUAUUUUAUCAUUAGGUUUUCUCUUGUUUAAAAAAGAAAUUUAUAAGCAGCAAUUUAUAUGACACGUGUUUUGUUAUUUAGAUUUCUUGUUUAUGUGCAAAGCUACUCGUUUUCGCUGUCGCCUUUCCUAUUUACAGCCUCCCCAGCUUGCAUUCUGUUGACAUCCCGUUCAGUUUCCUUAUGUACAUGCCUGAUCUAAAGGUUUUGAUAAAGGACUCCUUGAAAUUUUGCUGAAACCUUUCAUUUAAUUUGAUGCUGAUUUGUGCUGUUGAAAAGUAUUUCACCAUGUAAACUUGUUUUCCAUCUAUAGAAUCAUAAAAUGUGUUGUAUAUCUUUAUAUAUUUAUUGAAUAAAAUAUUGUUGAAAAGCAGAAACCAAAUGGAAUAUCUCAGAUU